UACCUGGCUACUUUAAAGCAAUGCAUGAAACAAGACGAGUGUGUCGCCAUUUCAGUUCCGCCGCCGUUUUCUUCCAUUUUCCAUAUUUUCACUGCUUCUCGACCUCCCUAGCUACCAAGCUUAAACCCUACACUAUACUUCCUCUCUGUAGCUAGCUAUCAAAUUAAAUUAAUUUGUAACCUUUCUGUAUCUAACUAAUUAUAUUCCAUAUUUGAGCGUAUCUAUGUAUAAAUACCCUUUAAAUCUCUCCAAGUUCAACAUCAACUAAUAAACCCCUACAACUUUCAUAACAUCUCAUUUUUACAACCACUAAAUCCAUUCAAUUGAUCAAGAUCAUCAUAACCGUAGGUCUCUAGCUCUCUUUCUGUUUCUUAUAUAUUGAGCAAAUAACAUGGAAAUGUUGAUGUUGUGUCUACAUUCUAUCCUGUUUUUCAUUUUCUUGGUCAGCUUAAACAAUAUUAACAUAUCAUCUGCCGAAACAAGUUAUAAUGUGCAAACUUAUGGUGCCAAACCGAAUGGGAAAACAGACUCCACCCAAGCCUUCCUUCAUGCAUGGACAGCGGCAUGUGGCUCUACUGAUCCGACUAUCAUUUACAUACCAGAAGGAAGAUAUCUGCUUGGUUCUGUGGCCUUUAGGGGUGGUAAUUGCAAAAGUCCUGAUAUCACUAUAAGGAUUGAUGGGACCCUGAUUGCUCCCGAGGAUUAUCGCAUUCUUGGUCUAGCCAGUAACUGGCUUAGCUUUGAAGGUGUCAGUGGUGUCUCCAUUGUUGGGGGGGCUCUUGAUGCUAAAGGAUCACCCUUGUGGGAUUGCAAAUCCAAAGGCAGCAAUUGCCCUGCUGGAGCUACGACUUUGAGCUUUGUGAACUCCAACAACAUAAAGAUUAAUGGAUUACUGUCACUAAACAGCCAAAUGUACCACAUUGUGGUAAAUGGCUGCCAGAAUGUGCAAGUCCAAGGAAUCAGAGUGAUAGCUGCUGGUGACAGCCCAAACACAGACGGCAUUCAUGUCCAAUUAUCAACUGAUGUUGUGAUCACGAAUUCUUCGAUUAAAACCGGGGACGAUUGUAUCUCAAUUGGACCCGGGACUAAGAACCUGUGGAUCGAAAGGGUCAGAUGCGGCCCCGGUCAUGGCAUCAGUAUCGGAAGCUUAGCCAAGACCGUGGAUGAGGCCGGGGUUCAGAAUGUGACAGUUAAGAGUACAAGUUUUACUGGCACUACAAAUGGGUUUAGAAUAAAAUCAUGGGCCAGGCACAGCACUGGAUUUGCUCGAGCAAUUCGAUUCAUUGGAGCCACUAUGAUUAAUGUCCAAAAUCCCAUUAUCAUCGAUCAAAAUUACUGUCCGCACAAUUUAAAUUGCCCCACUGAGGUGUCGGGCAUUCAAAUAAGUGAUGUCAUAUAUCAAGGCAUUCGAGGAACAUCUGCCACACCAGUUGCUAUAAAAUUUGAUUGUAGCUUCAAAUAUCCAUGCAAAGGUAUAACACUGCAGAAUGUAAACUUGACCUACUUGAGCAAAGAAGCUCAGUCAACUUGCACCAACGCAAUUGGAAAAACAUAUGGUCAAGUUCAGCCAGAUAAUUGUUUGUAAUUUUUUUUUUACUGAGAAGUAUAUAUUUUCUGUUUGUAAUUAACUGUUUAUUGGUAUUUGUUUGUCGAAGAACAAUAAUGUUGUUGAGAAGAGAACUAUAUAUUUAUUUCAUUGUUUCUCCAAUAUUAUCUUUAAUUGAUUACUAUUUGGUUA
Populus nigra (black poplar) is the source of this 1738-nucleotide messenger RNA. Its product is annotated as polygalacturonase-like. Lineage: Eukaryota; Viridiplantae; Streptophyta; Magnoliopsida; Malpighiales; Salicaceae. Gene Ontology annotation, molecular function: polygalacturonase activity. The coding region runs from base 392 to 1585 and encodes 397 amino acids. The transcript has 4 exons. The record is from RefSeq and is a predicted model, not a curated record. Gene Ontology annotation, biological process: carbohydrate metabolic process.